UUGGGUAUGGCGGCUGCAAAGGAUGGAAAUCUUCCACUGUUCGAAACGAAGAUAGCCAAGGGUGGAGUGGGUUAUCGAUUGUUUACUUUGUCGAUGCUUGUGGGCAUCUGUAUGGUUUUGGUGUACAGAGUGAGAUAUAUCCCAUCCGGGGAAGGAGCUGAGGGAAGUUGGGCUUGGAUUGGACUCUUGCUUGCUGAACUCUGGUUCUCUUUCUCUUGGCUCCUCCAUCAACCCGUUCGUUGGAAUCCUGUUUAUCGCUACACCUUCAAGGACAGGCUCUCCCAAAGGUACGAGAAGGAAUUGCCGGGAGUGGAUAUAUUUGUAUGUACGGCGGACCCAAGAGUGGAGCCACCAAUAAUGGUGAUAAACACUGUAUUAUCGGUCAUGGCCUAUGAUUAUCCACCGGAGAAGCUCAGCGUUUAUCUUUCCGACGAUGGUGGGUCUGAGUUGACGUUCUACGCAAUGAUAGAAGCCUCUCGCUUCUCUAAGCAUUGGCUCCCAUUCUGCAAGAAAUUCAAGGCGGAGCCUUCCUCUCCUGCAGCUUUUUUCUCCAGUACUAACUCUCCUCACCCUCUUCAGGAUCCUCACAUGCCCAACCACUACUCUUCCAUUAAGAAAUUGUACAAAGACAUGGAGAACCGGAUCAAGACUGUGACGGAGCUAGGUCGAGCUCCACAAGAAAUCCGCAGGGAGCACAAAGGUUUUCUUGAGUGGGAUACAGUUUCUAGUCCACGUGAUCACCAGACCAUUCUUCAGAUAUUAAUCGAUGGAAAAGACCCCAAUGCGGUAGAUAUGGAAGGACAACCAUUGCCAACUCUGGUAUACAUGGCUCGUGAGAAGAGACCCCAAUACCAUCAUAACUUCAAGGCUGGAGCUAUGAAUGCGCUGAUAAGGGUGUCUUCGAAGAUAAGCAAUGGCCCAAUUAUUCUCAAUGUGGACUGUGACAUGUACUCUAAUAGUUUAGAUUCGGUGAGAGAUGCCCUUUGUUUUUUAAUGGACGAGGAGAAGGGACACGAGAUUGCUUUUGUUCAGUAUCCACAGAGCUUCAACAACAUCACUAAGAAUGAUCUCUAUGGAAGUUCCCUUAGAGCAAUUUUUGAGGUGGACGUCUAUGGUAUAGAUGGCUUAGGAGGGACUCCCUAUAUGGGAACUGGUUGUUUUCACAGGAGAGAUACCCUGUGUGGGAGGAAAUACACAGAAGAGUACAAGAGAGAUAAUUGGCAAACAGAGAAUGAUAGAAUUGAAGGAGAAAGUUUGAAUGAAUUUGUUGACAGAAUAAAGGGACUUGCGAAUUGUAACUACGAUGAGAACACUGAAUGGGGAAAAGAGAUGGGGUUGAAGUAUGGUUGUGCAGUUGAGGAUGUGAUUACAGGUUUGGCAAUUCAAUGUAGGGGAUGGAAAUCAGUUUAUUUCAAUCCAGGAAAGAAAGCCUUCCUUGGUGUUGGUCCUGUAACGUUGGAUCAGAUGCUUGUGCAACACAAAAGAUGGUCUGAAGGUCAUCUUCAGAUUUUUCUCUCAAGGUACUGUCCUUUCUGGCAAGGUCAUGGAAGGAUCAAUAUAGGACUUCAAAUGGCAUAUUCCCACUUCAACUUGUGGGCUACUUAUGGCCCUCCAACACUAUAUUACCUCCUCAUCCCUUCACUUUGUCUCCUUAAAGCUAUUCCCCUCUUUCCAAAGAUUUCAAGCCCUUGGUUCUUGCCUUUUGCAUAUUUGAUCAUUGCGAGUUCCACAUACAGCUUAGGAGAGUUCUUAUGGAUUGGUGGCUCACUCCAAGGUUGGUGGAAUGACCAAAGGAUAUGGAUCUACAGGAAGACAACUUCCUACCUCUUUGCCAUGUUAGAGACAAUGCUCAAGGUAUUAGGGUUUACUAAAUCGGGAUUUGCCAUCACAGCUAAGGUGGCUGACGAUGAUGUGAUGCAUAGAUACGAGCAAGAGAUCAUGGAGUUUGGAACCAAUUCUCCCAUGUUUAGCCUCCUAACAACGGUUGCCUUGCUCAACUUAUUUAGUUUGCUUGGAGGGAUGAAGAGAUUGCUCAUGGAUCCUGGUACCGACGUUUUAGAGACGUCGUGCUUGCAAAUCUUUCUGUGCGCAUUUGUGGUAGCCAUUAAUCUUCCACUUUAUCAAAGCCUCUUCUUUCGCAAGGACACAGGUCGCAUGCCUUCCUCUCUCCUGUCGAGAUCAUUUGUUUUGGCUUUAAUAGCCUGCAUGCUACCCAUGUACUAGAAUGUGGUUGUACCAAAGUGAAGAGUAUUAUGCAAGAAGAUUGUUAAG
Messenger RNA from Telopea speciosissima, 2271 nucleotides. Its product is annotated as cellulose synthase-like protein E1. Gene Ontology annotation, cellular component: plasma membrane; trans-Golgi network. Gene Ontology annotation, biological process: cellulose biosynthetic process; plant-type primary cell wall biogenesis. Gene Ontology annotation, molecular function: mannan synthase activity; cellulose synthase (UDP-forming) activity. The coding region runs from base 7 to 2223 and encodes 738 amino acids. The transcript has 8 exons. Lineage: Eukaryota; Viridiplantae; Streptophyta; Magnoliopsida; Proteales; Proteaceae. The record is from RefSeq and is a predicted model, not a curated record.